CAGAGCCCAAAUGGUAGUUCAACUUUUGAGCGAUGGUUUCUAUUAAAGACUCAUAACAACGCCAUAACAACACAUGGAAAGAAACGAUGGAAGGUUUUCAUUUGUAGCUUUUUAUAAACUUAUUCAAACAUGACCUGAGAUACAUAAUGUCCGUGUAUCGUAAUUCACAUAACGUUGCUUUUAUUUUGUUGACAAUCGUAAAUGUGGUUCUCACAUAUACACACUGGGUUAUAACUGAUCAUGGCCGAAUUAGAGCAAAGAUUUAUUCAGAAUUACACUUAAAAAGACCAGACAGUCUAAUCAUCUUCAUAAGGACUGAUGAUGAACUGAAGAGAUUAAAAUGUGUAAAAGAUGAAUUAUCAAAUGAAAAGAAAUUACUGGAAGUUGAACGAGAUGAAGAAAAGGUGGAUCUUGUCAUGAAGUAUCAUAGUGAAGAUGAAGAUUGUUUGCUGGCAGGAAAACCAUUGAAAAAGUUUAAUUUGCAAAUUAGCACAAUGAUCCCUUUUGAUACCUUGGGAAUAAGGUACCAGGAUUAUAUAAACUUCAAAAGUGAACUUCCUCAACAGUCGGUCCUGCCAUUCUGUGCAGCUGAUCUCCCAUUCAGUAUGAUAACAAUGGAGCACCUUGAAGGACUUGUGAAAAGAGAUCAAUUGAAAAAUUAUCCCGAAAAAGAUUUAAACAGACAUAUUUUUGCGGAAUAUAAGUUAGAAAACAUUGGACAUAGAAUAAAAUUGUCUUUAGAUAAGAAUGAGACCUCGUGGAUCUUGCUCAAUCUUGCUGCAUUAUAUUGGAGGAUCCAGGGCAAUUCUUUCGAGGCAAUUGAAUGUCUACGAAGAGCGUUGUACUAUUCCUACAGUCAAGGAAGAGGAAUGGCGCUGGUUAGUUUAGCAAAUAUUUUGCACCACACUGGAUAUUCAAAAGAUGCAAGCGUGGCAGUUGAAGCUUCACUUCAUAUUAUGAAUGAUAAAAGAAUAAGCUUUUUCACUCUUGGAAAUAUCUUUGCUAGUCUGGGGAGAUAUUCCUCGGCAGAAAUAUGUUUUAAAGAAGCUUUGGCAAUACAACCUGAUUUUCGAAAUGCACGAAAAAGAUUACACGCUGUGUUGUGUGAACGAAAACUACAGAAAGCUUUGGAGCAACAACAUGACAUUUUAAAGUCAAUUUUGGAGCAAAUGGAGAAAUAUCAAGAAAAGCAACGUCACUAUGAGCAUGAUGAAAACUUAUUGCUUAAUGGCGUCGUACCUGAAGAAUUGCAACUUAAGAAACAUUACCAGAUCCAAAAGGUUUUAUCACAAUUUAGAUAGACAUAUUGUAAAAUUGAAAUGAAUAAAAU
Molecule: messenger RNA, 1330 nt
Organism: Dendronephthya gigantea
Lineage: Eukaryota; Metazoa; Cnidaria; Anthozoa; Malacalcyonacea; Nephtheidae
Product: tetratricopeptide repeat protein 17-like
Exons: 7
Coding region: 147-1301 (384 amino acids)
Biological process (GO): actin filament polymerization
Cellular component (GO): cytoplasm; actin cytoskeleton
Molecular function (GO): protein binding
Source: RefSeq, a predicted model, not a curated record